AUAAAAACAAUUUGUAGAUAUCUGGGUCCCCGAUUGUUAAACAUGGAGACCAUCGUAAAGAUGGAGACUAAAACAAAACUGUAACACUAGGUGAAUGAAAAAUUGUUUACUGAUAAAUAUUGUUUAAUUAACCGAAAAUUUGUACGGGACCUUUAUCAACAUUCGAGCUCUUUUCCAACAAAUUUAACGAUUUAGAGUAACUUUAAGAGGACUAUUUGUAUAUUAAUUUCUAUAUAACCUUUAUUGUGGAUAUUAACAAUAAAUCAUGGAAUGGACGCGAGAAAGAACACUUACACUUAUUAAUGAAUACCGUAAAAGACGAGGUCUAUGGGAUAUGACACAUGAUGAUUAUAGGAAAAAGGAUAUUAAACAGAAUCUUCUGAUAGAAGUGAGUAAUAGUCUUGGUGGAAGCAUAUCUGUUAACGAGGUCGAGAAGAAAUUCCACACUUUGCGUACUCAAUACCAUCGCGAAAUAAAUCGAAUGAAUCGUAAAGAGCCCUACAAUUCCAAAUGGUUUGGUUUCAAGAACUUGCAGUUUUUAAGUUCUCCAAUGGCUCGACGGCUCUCGAGAGGACGUAUUAAAAAUGAAAUUACGGAAGAUGGAACAGUGACAUCAAAAUAUAUUAUAAGAGAUUCGAAUACUCAUCACGAUAGCAGUGGAAGUUCUGUGAACUUAAAUAACAAUGUAAAUGAAGAAUUUUUAAUACAUCAAAAGUCUGCUAUUGCGAUAGAGCCCAUAAGCAACUCUAAACAUUACCGUAAUACCAGUCGAUCACGCGCAUUAGAAAAGUUAAUUGAAGAAACUACCAAAGAUAUUGAUGAUGGUGAUGAUAAGCAAAAAAUGACUAUUACAAUGGAGCAGCAAAGCUAUAACAAUGAAAUGCAAGUUGAAGACCAAAUGAAUAGUCAGAGAAUAAACGCAGGAGGAGAUGAAGAACAAUUGGAAGCUAUUCAAUUACAGGAGGAAGAGGAAGAAAUCACAUACACAUCUUCGACAGGAGCUGAUGGCUGUGAUAUUUCUCAUAAUCAGCAAACAAUAUCUACACGUAUUAUAAAAGCUCAACACAAUAAUUCCUGCAAUGAUCCAGAGAUUGAAUAUGAAGAUGAAGCUGACCCGUCACAUGAGGACAAACGAGAUUUCUAUGGCGGCCCAGGACAACAAAAUUCCUUGCCUAUAACAUCCACCCCAUCUGCAGGUACACAUCCACCAAACAUAUUGUUAAAUUCCAAAAUCAAAAUCAGCAGUCAACAAAAGCAACAUUUGCCAGGACGAAAUCUAGAUAAACCAACCAAUCCGAAUUCUGGACCGCAAGUGUUUCACACAUCAGGUCAUAUACGCGACGAAUAUACUACUUAUGGCGAAUAUGUAUCUAAUGAAAUGCGCAACAUAACAAAUCGUGAAGUGUUAUUAGGUCUUAAACAUAAAAUAAAUACUGCUCUUUUCGAAGCCCAAAUGGCUGAACUACGGAAUUAAAAAAUUACAAAAAAUAUAUUUACCUUUAUCACUUACGGUUGUAUUCUCCUCAACGUUUUAAAUUUUAAUUGGAUAUUUUUCACAUAAAACGUUAUAUAUAUAUACUCACAUAUAUAGGGUAGCGAAUAGAGUAAUGGAAAUUUUGUUUAAACUGUCAAAAAAAUAUAUUUUUGUGGAAUCAUGCAAAAUUGGUAAAACUCGAA
Molecule: messenger RNA, 1677 nt
Organism: Bactrocera latifrons
Lineage: Eukaryota; Metazoa; Arthropoda; Insecta; Diptera; Tephritidae
Exons: 2
Coding region: 266-1474 (402 amino acids)
Source: RefSeq, a predicted model, not a curated record